AUGGCUCGUUGGCUGCUUCAGAUCCUUGUUAUAUCUUCUCUUCACCUCAUCUCUCUAUCAAGUCAACAAGAGACAAGGUUUGUUUAUGAAAACUUUCUUGACCAAGAAGAUCUUUAUCUAGAUGCUUCUGCAAAGGUAGUUCCCAGUGGAUUAUUACAACUGACAAACACUUCAAUGAAUCAAAUUGGUCAUGCUUUUUUCAAGAAACCAGUUGAGCUCAGUUCCUCUAAACCACUCUCUUUCUCAACGCAUUUCGUGUGUGCUCUGGUGCCUAAGAAAGGUCAUGAAGGCGGCCAUGGUAUUGCCUUCCUAGUAUCUCCUUCACGAGAUUUCUCACAUGCAGAGGCAACAAGAUACUUGGGGGCUUUCAACGCAUCAGCACUUGAAUCAUCUCCCUCUUCUCACGUUCUCGCUGUUGAGCUUGACACUAUUUGGAACCCUGAGUUCAAUGAUGUCAUUAACAAUCACGUGGGGAUUGAUGUGAACAGUCCUGUAUCUGUCGGAGUAGCCUCAGCAUCUUACUAUUCAGACAUGAAAGGGAAAAACGAAAGCAUAAACCUCUUGACCGGAAAGCCUAUACAGGUUUGGGUGGAUUAUGAAGGCACUAUACUCAAUGUUUCUAUUGCUCCACUUAAAGUCCAGAAGCCAAGUCGGUCUCUUUUGUCACAACACAUCAAUCUUACAGAAGUUUUUAGAAAUAGUUCGAGACUGUUUGUUGGGUUCUCUGCAUCUACAGGUGCAGCGGUCAGUGACCAAUACAUUGUUGGGUGGAGUUUCAGUACAGACAGAGGAUCACUGCAGCGACUUGAUAUCUCAAGACUUGUUGAAGUUCCUCAUUCUUCAGCUCCGCAUAAGAAACUUCCUAUCAUUCUGCUUGUUUGUCUAAGUUUUGUGGUUUUGUCUCUUCUUGCAUGA
This is a messenger RNA of Brassica rapa (field mustard), 915 nucleotides long. RefSeq names its product L-type lectin-domain containing receptor kinase I.9. Gene Ontology annotation, molecular function: carbohydrate binding. NCBI's taxonomy places the organism in Eukaryota, Viridiplantae, Streptophyta, Magnoliopsida, Brassicales, Brassicaceae. The record is from RefSeq and is a predicted model, not a curated record.